Spirometra erinaceieuropaei is the source of this 14818-nucleotide messenger RNA. The record is from the annotation of a GenBank genome assembly. Lineage: Eukaryota; Metazoa; Platyhelminthes; Cestoda; Diphyllobothriidea; Diphyllobothriidae.
AUGGCUGUCCUCUUCGUCCUAUGGGUUUUGACGACUAUCAUCGCGAUUUCCUUGGUCGUUUUUCUCAUUGCUAAACGGAUUUCACUCCGAAAAAGGAUUUCUGAUGAGCACAGGAUUUACAAAAAUUGUGUUCUUCUGGCAUUUUUCCAUCCAUACUGCAAUUCUGGAGGCGGUGGCGAAAGAGUCUUAUGGACUGGCAUCUCAGCCAUACUCCAGCGGUAUCUCUCCCCUUUGUCUUAUCGCCUGAUCCUCUUUCCGUUUCUUCUAGUUUUCCCAACGUAUUCAUUUUCAUCUACACGAAUGAUAAGGAAUGUUUGACUGCCCCAGUAACUGUCUUUCGCCGCGUGCAAUCCGUUUUCGGAAUAGAUGUUCUACAGUUGAAGGCAGCCUCAAGGAUCCAAUUCGUACCAUUGGUUACGGAGCCUCUGCUUCGCCCCGCCCGGUAUCCCCACUUCACCCUUGCCGGUCAGGCACUAGGCUCGGUUAUCGCCGCCCUAGAGGCGGUCUUUCGCCGGCCACCGGAUAUCUUCCUUGACACGACAGGAUUCUCAUUCACGAUGCCAGUCUUCGCAUGGCUGGCCGGCUCCUUUUGCGGUGCCUACGUCCACUUUCCCACAAUAUCUUCUGACAUGGAGAUUCGAGUGCGGGAGCAGGGUCUUUCGGGCCUGACGAGUGAGGGCACCGCGUACAACAACUCGGAGAGAAUUCGCCGCAACAAGUUUCUUACUUCUGCCAAACUGGCAUAUUAUCGUCUUUUUAAAAUGGCCUACUGUUGGACCGGAUCGAGGCCAAAUUGUGCACUGGCAGCUGUUAACUCUUCGUGGACAAGGAAUCACAUUAGCCGCAUGUGGGGCUGUUCACCAUUCUUGCUUUAUCCACCCUGCCCGGUAGAAAGUCUGGCUGAGAAGAAAACCCCGGUUGAGGCUAGGAAACCCUGGAUUAUCUCUGUCGGCCAAUUUCGACCGGAAAAGAAUCACAGGGUAAGUGAUCUGUACGUCCUUUCCCUUCCGACUUGUCUAGAGUUUUUUAACCCACCACUUUGUUUAAAUUGGGAAGAAGACUACCGUCCCACCACUUAGUGACCUUUGACAAAGUGACCGUGUGGUUUCACGUCUCACAGGGUAAGUUAACCACUAAACGGCAAGACGUACAGUUUGUGCGGCUGCAACUCAUCAUUACAUAUACGGACGCACUCUUCCCAGUUGCUUUUGAUUGUGGCAGCACGUAGUCCUUCCAACUUCCAGCGGUUUUGUACCAAACUUAAUAAACGUGCGAAAGGCGGCCGCUUGAUGCCACCUCAACCAAUGCGUCAGAUCUCAUUCCCACUUGACAGGCCCGCUCUUACCACAAUGUCUGAGAAGAGAGAGAUUGUCUUUGAUAUAUCACGGUGCGCCAAAUCUCGUGAAUAGAAAAUCUGUCAGCCGACAGAUGACAGUCAAUCCAAAAUAUCUCUCCAUAAUACGAGGUCUGAAUAACUAAAGUAUACUUUCUCCCUAUUGAGCUACCAAUGCGUGUGACACGGAUAAAAGGCGACCUGUUGCCACCUCAGUUCGUGCGUGUGAUCUCAUCUGAAAUCGGCUUAGCCCCCGGUUCUUGAUGGGGAUAUCUGGAAACCUCUAAGGGACGAAUAAGCAGAUGGCGGGUAAUAGGGAACACGAAUAUGUGCAGAUUAUCGGGUGCUGAGGGUGAUGCAAUGCAUGUUGGGUAGAAAGGCUGCCGGAUCUAACCACCCUCGAUCGUGUCACGGCCACUACUUCUUCAUAUAUGCUAGUCUGGAGCGAUCUAUCCCUCUCUAUAGCUACGCAGGUCGAGUACCGAAGGUCCAAGAAUCAUGUCCAUGUCAUUACAGACUUCUUUAGGUCAAUUUUUCAGUCGACCAACUGAACUUGUGGGGGGGGGGGCAACGAAGAACGUAUCUAAACCACGUCAGACGACGUCCGUACGGUAUUUAUCUGUCAACAACAUGACCUCGGGAUGUUUGAGACUGUGCGCUUCAGGCUGAUAGCCACCAACCACGAGACGUGCCUCCUAAUUGAGGAUGCAAAUCCAGAAGGUUUUGGUUUUCACAGCUUUAAUGACGAUGAUGAUGAAUGGCAAAACUGCCGCAGAGAAUAGGGGGCAUGAUUGAUUGGUUAUACUAGCUUAAAAGGUGUUUGAAGUGAUCACGCCAGCUCUCGACCUUUUCGGAGUUAUCAGCAAUAAAUGCGCGAUUGACCUCACGAGUAGAAUCUGUUAGUGCCGGAUAUCUACCGCUAACCAGGUGAAUGAAUUGGUAAAGUUUUCUUGUAUCGCCGACGCUUGAGGACUGCAACAAGAAAAUCGCUACUCCAAUCCAUUCGGUCGACUUUGUGGUCACGUUUGGUAGAAUAAAUUCUCAAGCGGUCAGCGCAGACAAAUGUAAGCUUUUUGAGGUGAAUCAGUCAUCCUGCUGCUGCCGAGCGAAUCCAAGAACUCUCUCAGUCACCCCUUGAACUGACCAUUUAGUUCUACCCCGGACUGAAACAUCGGUUGUAAACUGCCGUGAUUUCACGCCAUCAAGACUAUUUGUGGGGCGGCACUUUAUGUGCUAUUGGGGAAACCUUUUAGGUGCUGCCGGUUUCGGCACCUCGCACCGAUCUGUCCUCACGAAUCUUUACACUUGCGGGAAUUUAGUCAAUCCAAUUGGCCAUAGAACUAUCGUUUGAAUAUAAGGUUGGAAGAUAUUUACAGCAAUACUGAAGCACUUGUUGGUGGCUAACAGCCGAUGUUGGUCAGGUAAGCUCAAUAUCCACUUGUAGUUGGUUGAAUGAGCUCUCGAUCGGUCAGGACAGACAAAUAUAAAUUUUUUUGAGACGAAUCAGUCAUCUUGGCGCCGCUGAGCGAAUUCAAGAACCCUCUCAGUUACCCAUUGAGCUAAGAACUUAGUUCAGUUUAAUUGACCGUGCAACUAUCAUUUGAAUGUAAGUUUAGAAGAUAUUUGUGGCAAUACUGAAAGCCCUUGUUGGUGACUGGCAGCCGGUGCUGGUCCGAUAACCGAAACAUCGCUUGUAAACUUCCGUGAGACGAUUUAGCAGCCGAUGUUGGUCAGAUAAGCUCAAUAUACUCUUAUUGUCGUAUGAGGAUCUGAAGCCAAAGGGGUUAAUAAAGUAAUUGUUUGACGACCAUUCCAGUUCCCGGCGACACUCAACAGAUCACAACGGGGAAAUCUUUCAACUAGCUCUUGAGACGCAGAUAAAAGGAUUGUUUAUUGCGGCGAUUGGGCUGAUGUUGUUGCCUAAACUGAGAGAACAGAAAUGUCGGUAAAAUGCGCACUCAGUCGCGCACAGGUCGACUGGUCACCAUGAAAGCAGUGCAUGAUUCAACUGUCGCAAAAGAGCGAUCGUCACACUGUGUCUCUUGGAGGAGUAGCAUGGGCCACUAUCUUAUAGGGUGAACUGGAAGCCGACCGCGAGAACCCGGGUCGAUGAUCAAGCUUCGAAUACGCAACACACAUCCACGUGGCAUUUAUGAAGACUGCGCGCCAUCUCAUUUUGGGUACAAGGUCGUGGAGCGUUCGCGCAUUCGAGUAUCCAAUCAGGGGUCCGCUCCUGAUUGGGUAGCUCAGCUCGCACCUCUGGACUAGGGCUGCGGAGGGCGUUUAUCCCCGCGGACUCUGCAGCACUGACUGUGAUGCCAUGGUCGGACAUAUUCUACACAAGGUUUCUUGUGAAUUCCGAGUGCCGGCGAUCUCCAGCGGCCUCCCGAAUCGUCUGCUCGAGGUUUCCUUCUCCAGUUAUUUCGAUCAAGAACCCAAUUGUGACUUGUACUUGAUACGGCUACGAUCAUGUCUGAUCUAGCCGGCCUCGAUCAUGUCACGAACUGUACCUCUCCACGCGUGACGAUCCGCGGCAGCAGAUCUGGACAGCUCAACUCAUUCCCUUCGCCAACGACGGAGACCAAAUGCCGAAGGUCCAAGAAUCACCUCCAUGUCUUGACGAACUGUGUAGAGCCAGGUUUUGAAGUGACCCCCCCCCCCCCUUCGACGCCUCCAAUGGGGCAACGGUGCCGGAUCGAGAGCAGUAACACUGAGCUCCUGAGGUGGACGACGAAGAACAUGCCCGAACCACCUCAGUCGUCUUUCUUGGAUGGCCUGAGUUAUCCUUGCGAUGCUGUCGCAGCCAGCGCGGACUGUCUCAUUUGAGAUGAAGUCGGUGAACUUCACUCGAAGGAUGGUCCUCGAGCAGUGGUGGUCAAAUACCUCCAGUUUCCCCUCGUCAUCCACACGCAAAGCCCAGCAUUCACAACUGUAGAGAAGGACAGAUCGGACAGAUGCACGGUACACGCGAAUCUUAGUGGCGAUGGAGAGGUCACGUCGGUUCCUUAGGCAUUUUCGAAGGCUUGAGAAAACCCAGCGGGCAGCAUCGAUUGGGGAGACAACGGCGUCCUUACUCUGUCCAUUAGGCAGCAGCCUCGCCCCGAGGUAUUUAAAACUACUUACUUCUUCAAGUUGACAGCUAUCAACCAAUUGUGAGACCAACCAACUCUCCAAAUGGGACUUCACAGUCGCCGUGCCACAUUGUCGACGUGGCGUACCAGACACUGGGCUAUCCAUGCUUGGGGGGAGCACUGUUGCCCGUUAGUCCGCAACCGCUUAUUUGUCAGGUCUAAAAGCCUGUUUAUUUCGUAGUUUGCCUUUCUGUGAGGACCGUUCCGCUAUCCGCCCCCCCCCUGGACGCGUCGGGUGACUGGAGUGUCUUGGCGUGCGACCUGCUCUCUAACUGCGCACAUAGCAGGGCUUCUAUCAGGAAGGCUGGCGUCUCACAUGAGCAUGAGUUUCGUAAAUUCCACGCCAAGGAUGGUCCCUAAAACUCCGAGCCCCAUUCCGAUGGAGGACUGAACAAUUCUAUCAGUUGACAUACGUCAAAGUACCGUGGAGAAGAACGCCUCAGUAUGGGCCACAUGUCUUCUUUCUCCUCCCCUUGAAGCACCACUGACCUGUUCAAACAUUUCGGUCGAACGGUGGUCAUAUUGUUUGAAAGCCCCCGUCCAACGAGUGCCACACGCAUGUGCGGUAAUAUUUAUAGACUCACGCGGGCCCUGUACAGCUUUGCUAACAGGUAAGGCCGCCUUUCACCAGCGAGUCUCACUCAGUCAGUCUAGAAGAAUUAAGUGCUGUUAUGACGUUCGACUGACUACCGGCUCAUCCACAAUUCUUAUCUUACCCGCCUUCCACGAGCACACUUGAAAGAAGUUCAAAGUGUGCAUGAGUAGCGAUGCCAAAAAUUUUGCGACGACUCAGCAACUGUCUCCCGAUACCGAUAAAUCCUGCUCUUUGAAGUUGUUUUAAAAUUCACUCGUUAGAAGUCUAACAAACGCGCGCUAUCUUUUACUCUUUCGCCAAACUCACAUACCUCUGCCUGGUAUCGAAGUUACAUCUCACUCCCUUCAGCUGUCACGUUAAGCGCAACAUGGGUAUUCCUGUUUUCCACCGAAUCCCCCACGAAAUUGACCCCCCGUCGCAAAAUCGUUGUCUGACGAGCUGCAGCUUGACCGAGUCUUGAACUACCAUAUGUCCGAUUUCCUGCCAGGCCACGCCGUAACCACCCCUUGUUGUGACACUAAUUUCUGAAUUAGCUGAUACGGAAAACUUGACACGGUCUUCUGAUAUGACUGUUAACUGGGCGUCCAUAAGGUCUUAUGUCGAGUCGCAUCGGGUGUCACUGAGGUCUCGGCACGCUUUUUUAUGCAAUGUGCAAAAGGGAUCAGCUCCUGAGCUAAGGAUCGGUCCUAAAACCAGCAAUCCCGGUUAUUGUCAAUAGAAGCGAAGAGACGAGUCCCAGGAAGCAGUCUUGAAGAAGGAGACACGAUCACUGGGACAAGAGCUUUAUUAGCCUGUCGUUUCGGAUUCCUGCUCGAAUCCAUCAUCAGAGACAAAAGCAGAUACGGGUGGUUCAUGCACAAGGGACUGCAGUAUUUAUAGGAUGCAGUCGCCAUGCUACCGCAUACCUAUGAAUAUUCACGUGUCCCCUCCCCCUCAUCAGGGAUUGUUGCACGUGGUGUGAUGACUGUUUGGUUGCCAACAUUUGCGUCGUUUAUUGCUGCAAAGGGACGAAAGGCCUAACCGCACGAACACCAAAUUUUGGCGAGAGCUUCCGUAUGUCAAGAACGUUUCGGAAGCUGUCGGCCGCCUACUCGCACCACUUGGGGUUGGAGUUGCACACAGACCGGAGGCAACCAUCAGCCGUCAGGUAAUGAAACCAAAAGGCCCGCUGCUACGGCAAGAAACGUCUGGAGUCGUUUAUCGGAUCUGGUGCAGUUGCGGACAAAGCAACUACGUCGGAGAAGUCGGAAGACAGCUCCGAACGCGAAUGGCCGAGCACGCUGCAACGGUGCGGAGAAAUGACGCCAGCUCUCAAGUUGCGGCUCAUUCGACGGGUUCCGGCCACACAUUCAAAUUUGACGAGGCCGAAAUUCUCGCUAGAGGUGACAACCGUGUCAGCCGGGAGCUACUUGAAUCAUGGUUUACAAGUGCAAUGAUCUUCCCCUUCCAUACUCGGUGCUGAGACUUCGCCCAGGCGGAGUAAUUAGCCACGCGGUGAGCGCACAGGUGAACACUUUUCCCAACACCAGGGUCGGUGGGUCAGGUAGUCGAGCCAUCAUCACACCAACAUCCAACGCCCGUGAUUAAAUUGCGGCAAUUAACGACGCGUAUGUCGGCCUCCAAACAGUCAGCACACCAAGUGCAACGAUCCCUGAUGAAGUCGGCGGGAGCCGUGAAUAGGUAUGCGGUAGCAUGGCAACGGCAUCCUAUAAAUACUGCAGCCGCAUGUGCAUGAACCACCCGUAUCUGCUUUUAUCUCUGAUGAUGGGUUCGAGCAGGAAUGCGAAACGUCAGACUAAUAAAGCUCUUGUCCCAGUGAUCGUGUCUUCUUCCUCUUCUUCUUCUUCUUCAAGUCCCAGUCAGAGCUUUUUGUUGUGUCGAUGCUAGCAGAAGUGUCACCAACGUGAAAAAGUGCAGUCCUCCAUAGCCUGCAACGUGUACAAAAGUGCUGUCGAAUUAGCCGCUCACAAUGGCUGCGCCGGCAUGCCGAUCAGCGGUGCCACCCAUAUGAGGUGCCUGGAGGUUUCUGUCAUCAGCAAAAAGUGUGACCUGGAAGGCGCACCACGGAAAUGCAGGCGACACCAGCUCUGCAUUGUAUCGUUACCCGCAUUUAUAAGCUCAAUGCUUUGCGCCUUUGCCCCCUUAGUCUUGCAAACAAGCCAGCUUGCAUCUUUAUCGUCCGGCCCAACAGUUCGGCCGGCUGUUGCCGACGAUGUCCACCGUGUGCUUCACACCGCGGGUGAGAGCAGGGACCGCGACUUGUGGACAUACGCAACGUCUGCCGCACACUCUUUCCUCCCCAGGCUCAGUCGAGAAAACCGCAGACAGCAGAGGCCGCAUAUGGCUGGCACCCGCACCUAGGUGUACCACCACCCCUUGACCAGGAUUUUCAACAACAUGCAGUAGGUGGGCUAACUCAUGAAAUGUCAACCGGAAUUCCGCAAUGCCUUUUCGUUUCGAAAAGAUUCAUCAAGUAGGGUUGUAGAGCUAAUCAGUAUACUUCUAUAACAAUUCAGUUACCUCAGAAUACCCGCUCUCGAAAGAACUUCUUUCUGGCUGCACACAAGGAACACGCUCUGUUAAUAAUGACUACUUAAGUAGUAGGCACGUGGCCUCGUGUUGCUUGAAAGUCGUCGACUCUAAGGCCUUCUAGCCCUGGGGUUGGACACGGUGUAGUUGAGAGGACAUGCAAAUGCAUUGUAGGUUUGUUCCGCAAAUUGCGUCUCGAAUGCGGAACUCUACAGAAGGGCCGGCGUGUUACCCGAGGAAGUAGCGGUUGAUCGCACAUCAUUACAGUGAGUGACGGAUCUCAUGAAAUGUCGACCAAAAUUCGAAAAUGCCUUUUCGAUUAGGAAGAAUUACUUAGGUAUCUUUACAAUAUUGAUUAUCAAACGACAUAAUCCUAUAAUGUUUCGGACUUGCCAGGAUGUCGGCUUUUGAAUGCAUUUCUUUUUAACCUCCUACAGAAACCGCACUCGGUAAGAAAUGACUACUUAAGAGGCAUGCGUUUUUGACAUUGAUUUCUGAUUGUCUCAUAAAUUCAAAUAUAUUUUAUAGAAAACAUGCAUACAAGUAUGCCUUCGUUCGCUCGUUCGGUAGAGAAUCACGUUAUCUUUCCAUUUUAUACCUGAAGAAAGGGUGUAUUUAGGUUUUGAGAAAGUUUCCCAAUGUCCGAAUAAUUUUGAGCCUGAUCAGUCGUCGCAUUAGCUUUUAGCGAUUUCAGUCUACAAGGUGCGUGCUUUCGGCGUAAGGAAAAUCACGUAUUCCUCUAUGCCUUUAAAAAGAUACCAUGUAGAGUUCACAAAGUAUUGCAGUGGAUGCGGACCAUGUUCUACAUUUCAUGAGAAGCAUUGGCAAGCGGACAUGUACAAUGCUGUAUGAAUGGACAUUGCACGGUCUUAAAAAUCUCACAAUUGGAAACUUUUCCAAAAGCUUAAUACACUCUUUCUUCAGGUAUAAAAUGUAAAGAUAGCAUGAUUCUCUACCGAACGAGCAAAAGAACGCAUAUUUUUAUGCAUGUUUCCUAUAAAAUAUAUUUGAAUUUAUAAGACAAUCAGAAAUCAAUGUCAAAAAUGCAUGCCUCUUAAGUAGUCAUUUCUUACCGAGUGCGGUUUCUGUAGGAGGUUAAAAGGAAAUGCAUUCAAAAGCCGACAUCCUGGCAAGUCCGAAACAUUAUAGGAUUAUGUCGUUUGAUAAUCAAUAUUGUAGCGAUACCUAAGUAAUUCUUCCUAAUCGAAAAGGCAUUUCCGAAUUUCGGUCGACAUUUCAUGAGAUCGGUCACUCACUGUAAUGAUGUGCGAUCAACCGCUACUUCCUCGGGUAACACGCCGACCCUUCUGUAGAGUUCCGCAUUCGAGACGCAAUUUGCGGAACAAACCUACAAUGCAUUUGCAUGUCCUCUCAACCACACCGUGUCCAACCCCGGGGCUAGAAGGCCUUAGAGUCGACGACUUUCAAGCAACACGAGGCCACGUGCCUACUUCUAUUAGCGAUUAUCAGAAGGUAGGAGCGGAGUUCUCGAUUCGAUCUGGUCUGCGGGUAGCACGCAUCGAUUUGUUUCACCAGGGAGCUUCGGAUAGAAGCCCACGUUAGAUAGCAUAUCAGCGGGCCGCCCUCGAUCGACCUGCUUAAAAGUGCCUGAAAUGUUAACCCGGUUCAAAAGUUGGGAAACUCACUGCAGUAGGUGGGUUAACUCGUGAAAUGUCAACUGAAGUUCCGAAACGCAUCUUCGUUUGGAAAAGAUUAAUUAAGUAGGGUUGGAAAACUAAUUGACGUGCAGUAUAAUUAUAUAAUAAUUCAGUUACCUUAGGAUGCUGGCUUUCGAAUAAACUCCUUCCCGGCUGUCGUCAAAAUCUAUACUCGGCAAAAAAGACUACUUAUGUAGCAUGCAUUUUCUCAUUAAUUUUUAAUGCUCUUAAAAAUCCAAUUAUAUUUCAUGGAGAACAUAUAUAAAAAUAUUCAUUCUCUUACUCAUUCGGUAAAAAAUUACAUCUCCUUCCAAUUUUAUACACGAAGGAAGGGUAUUAUUCGGUUUUCAAAAACUUUUCUAAUCUCCGAAUAACUUUGAAUCCGACCUGCCGUUACACUUGCAUUCAGGGUGUCCAAACUAUAAGCCAUAUAUUUUCCGCGUAUAGAAAAGCAUGCAUUUUUUGACGGUACUAAGAGGAGACCGUAUGGCGUUCAUAAGAUUUAGCAGUUGAUUUGAGCCAUAUUGUUAAUUUUACAAACCACAUUGCUAAAUGCAGAGACACAAUAUUUUUUUAAGAACGGGCAUUUCACGACUUUAAAAAAUCUCACGAUUAGAAGCUCUUUUAAAACCGGAUUAUACCCUUCCUUUGAGUAUAAAAUUGGAGGAAGACCUGAUUUUAUACCGAAUGGGCGAAAGAAUGAACAUUUUACGCAUGUUUUCCAUGAAAUAUAAUUGAAUUUUUAAGAGCAUCGAAAGUCGAUGAGAAAAAUGUAUGCUAGAUAAGUAGUCUUUUUUGCAGAGUAUAGCUUUUGAAGGCAGCCGGGAGGAAGUUUAUUCGAAAGCCAGCAUUCUGAGGUAACUAAAUUCUUAUAGAAUUAUGCUGCACGUUGAUUAGUUUUACAACUCCACUUAAUUAAUCUUUUCCAAACGAAGACGCAUUUUGGAAUUUCGGUUGACAUUUCAUGGGUUAACCCACCUACUGAAAAUCCUCUGGUUUGACUACCGAUUUAUGCUAAAGUAUGCGACGUAACUCAUGAAGUAAUAAGUGCAAUUUAGAAAUGUGAUUUCGGUUAGAAGGCUCUACUUCAAGGGAAUUGCACUACCGGUACUAUGUUACACCAUAAUCCCAAGAUACUUCAGUCACGUAGGACGCCAGCUCUGUAAUGCGCAUCCUCUAAAAUCUUGCUCGACAAAUACUGCUUAAGUAGUGUAAUUUUUUCCAUGGAUUUCUGACGUCUUUAUACAUCCAAGCAUAUUUUAUAGAAAAUAGACGCAAACAUAUCUUUCAUCGCACCACUUUUAUAAUAAAUCACGUUUCCAAAGUUUUCGGAUUUCGGUCUUUAGCAGCGUUUGCAAUUAUCAGAUUUUUAAGAACCUUGAAAGAUUUUUAAAUAGGAUCGUAUCUAUCCACUUACAAGUCUACGUGGCCCAUAUCCAUUGCAAAAUGUUCUGAGCCCUGGAUUGUAUCUUUUUAGCAGCCUAGAGGAAUGCGUGUUGUUUCCUAAGUGGAACAUGUACAAGUUUUAUUUACGCGACCCUACAUGCAACAGCAAGUGGGGUUUUAAAUUAUUUGGGAAUUAAAAAACUUUGAAAAACUGGACUAUAUUGGUUUUUUGGAUAAGAUAUACUUUACUAUUAAAGGCCUCUGAGAGACGAUGUUUUCGUGCAUACUUUCCGUAAAAUAUGUCGGGGUUUUUAAGGGCAUCGACAAUCGAUAAAAUGGUAUAUUAUAUUCGUAGUAAUUUUUCAUGAGCAGAUUUUGCAGGCGACUAGAAAAAUAAGCCUUUGAAGGCCGCCAUUCUGCUCUCACUGAAAUAUUUUGAGAUUGUGCUGCACGAUUUUGCCGUCCACUGUUCGAACCGAAAUCGGAGUUUGUGAGUUACGACGCCGACCGUGGGCGGACCGCCAUCGACUGCUCACAUCUCCCAGUAGUGACAAUCCUUAGACUGCCAUGAUUACAGACGGACUGUGUUCGCUCGGCUCUGUCCUAUGCUCUCAGAUAAGGCUCCUGCGAUCCUAUGCUGACAGAAAAGCAACGUACCGACACGGUGUGCCUUAUUCUGCUUUAAGUGAUGUCGGUGGCUUCCAUUGGCACCGCAAAGCCCCCCGUAGCAUGGCGAGAAACGUCUGGAGUCGAAAGCAAGACGACCACGUCGGAGAAACAGGAAGACUGCUCCGGACUUGAGCACGCGGUUUCCAGGUCGUGGCUCAUUCGACGGUACAAGGCCUCAGUUCUAGCGGGCCGCGAGCUUCGUGAGUAAUGCUUCACUGGUCCCCAGUCCAUUAACAAGUGCAAUGACCUCCUUCCAUGUUUGGUGCUGAGACUUAGCCCGGACAGAGUACUUAGCAGCGCGGGGAACGUGCAGGCAAACACUGUUUACAACGCCAGUGUUCGUGAACCAGAUGGUCGAGUAAUCAUCACACCAACGUCCAAUACGGGCGAUGCAAUCGCAGCGAGUAGCAACUUGAAUGCUGGCUAUCGAGUCGUUAUCGCACCAAGAGCAACCAUCCUUAAUGUAGAGGGGAGCUGUUGAUUUUCGAUUGCGUCCUACAAGCCCUGCAGAUUCGUAUGCGUGAAUCACCCGUAUCUUAUACUGUCUCCAACUCUUGUUACCUCAUGAGCCGGUGAGUGCAUCGUCAAAAAGCAGGACUGAAGUCUGUGUGUCGCUUUUCUGAGCUUUUUCGAGAAGUUAAAGUGCCCUACCUGUCUUUUUGUGCAGCUGCAGAUUCUCGCCUUCGCGAGGUUUAUCAAGACCCUCUCGCCUACAGGACCACCACCCGACUGCCCCUACCGUUUGAUUCUAGUUGGUGGUUCUCGCGAUGAUGCGGACGCCGUUCGGGUGGAAAAACUGCGGGAGCUGGUGGAACAGCUGGGCCUUAGCGAUGUGGUUGACUUUCAUGUUAAUGCCGCCUGGGAUACUCUCGGAAAGCUCUUUCAACAUUCUUCCAUCAACUUGCAUUCAAUGGUGGAUGAGCACUUUGGUAUUGGUAAGUAGCACUGGUCUGAUUUGUUACAUCCUUUUUUGCUUGGGUAUAAUAGUGUCUUCUGCCCGUACGAUUUCUGAUCUUCUAACCAAAACCCUGUGCUGUUAAUGCUAUCUAUUCUGUCUACUUAUAUUUUAAUAGUAGCUUUGGAAUGGUCCGUUCACUUCCCACCGAUGCAACUCGGCGACGUAAGCUAGCAGUACACCAGCACAUACGCCUCACACGAAUCCGUCUCACAUAACCCACCACAGGGACGAAAUCGGCACGUCUCACAUCAGUGAGAAGCGUGUUCUUUGGUCUUUUUCCAUGUGACCUCUGUGACACUUGAACGCAUGUGAGAUCCGAGCAGCCCACCCGGUCCCAAAUUUUGGUGGCCUCUUACGUAUGUGAAGAACGUCUCGGAGGCCGUCAGUCGUCUUCUCACUCCACUUGAAGAUGGGGUUGCACACAUUAGGCGCCAAGUCAUGAGGCCGAAAGACCCACUGCCACGGCAGGAAACGUCAGGAGUGGUUUGCCGGAUCUGGUGCAGUUGAGGACAAAGCAACUACGUCGCAGAAACUGGGAGAUUACUCCGGACGCGAAUUGGCAAGCGCGCAGCAGCAGUGAGGCGGGGAGACGCUAGCUCUCAGGUGGCGUUUCAUUCGAUGGGACCCGGCCACAUCUUCAAGUUUCAAGAGGCCGAAAUCCUCGCAAGGGGUUGCAACCGCGUGAACCGCGAGCUGCUUGAGUCAUGGUUCUCAGGCCCGCAAUCCAUCAACAAGCGCAGUAACCUCCCGUCACCGUAUUACGUGCUGAGAUUUUCCCUGGGCGGAGAAUCAGUCACGUGGGGAGGGCGCGGACGAGCAAUUAUCCCAGGGACAGUGAGCCAAUUUGCCGAGCAAUCGUCACACUAGCAUCCAACACGGAUGACGAAAUCACGACCAUUACCGACUCGGACUCGGACUGACAAGCCACCACCGCAUCAUUUACGACCCCAGCGGUGAUUGCGAGAGCUGUUAAUUACAGUGCGCAUAUGGUCCCACGGCAGCCACGUGCAAUAAAUACUGCACUCCUUGUGCCAUUACUACCCUUAUCUGAGACGGUUACUGAUGAAUGGUUCGAGUGAGAAUCCGAAUCGUCAGGCCAAUAAAUUUCUUGUUCCAUUGAUCGCAUUUUCGUCUUCUAAACCUUGUGUUGUUCAGGUCGUGUGUGCACGCAUAUACUGGCAGCUUAGCUCUGUCAGCGAAUGCGCCUGGUGUCAGCAUCAGCCGGUAGCUACCGGCAAUUAAAAGGUGCUCCCAUGGGUUCACCCAUAUCCGGUUUCUUGGCAGAGGCCGUACUGCAGAAAUUAGAAGGCAGGUGUUGUCUACAAAAUCCCAUGUUCUAGUUGUGAUGCCGUCUAUUUUGGCCAAACCGGGGAAUCUGUCUCAACCCGUAUACAUGAACGUCAUUUAGCGGUAAAAAGACGCGACCAUCUAUCUCUGGUGGCCAUGCCCACACUGGACACUGGGCACAAAUUGGCAUGGGAAAACACUCGCAUUGUUGGCGCCUGUCCAAUAUGGAAAGGCCACGAAUUCCUAUAGGCCAUGCACUCAGAUGAGGCAUGCAUCAAUCGGCAUAUCGAUUUAGAUGCCACAUACAAAAUCGUUAUGGACAGAUUCAAACUGAAUCAACCAAUGCCGAGAAUAUGACUUUAACCAAUCAUAGAAUCCUUUGUCAGACUCGGUCUAGAAGUUAACUGUUUUUGCACGCCCGUUGUCUGAAGAUGAGCUGGGUAACCAGUCUCGAAAGUUUACACAAUAAAGUUUACGGUUUCCCAAAGAAUUCCAUCUUCCUAAACAUAUAUUCAGAUAAAUACAUAUCACUGGCAGUAAUAUGACUGCAUGCCUGGUCUCUAGCUCGAGCUCCAAGGCGUAGCUGGACAGGCAUGUCCCGCAACCUGAUUAGUGAAUGAUACUCUCAUGAUAAUAUAUGCAUAUGGGCUCCCGUAUCUGUCCGAAAGCUUGGACGAACACGUUGGUCAUUGAUCAUUCUCCUCAUUUUUUGCGUAUGUAUGCUAGUUAAGUACGGUCUUGUGAUUGAGGCCUUGUGCCGACUGUGCCUCGUCUGCUUCUCGAUACUUCCGUCGCCCUCUUUACUCUGGCUCGUAGCACCUUUUUGAGUUGAGUUUCUUAUCCUGCGCUACGGACGUCUGGCGCUUUUAACUGUUGUCAUCACUCCAUUUACAUUUUUUCCAUCUUCAUUUUUAAGACUUUUGAAACCCCCGCUUCCUCCCCCCCCUCCCCUUAGGCAUAGUGGAGGGCAUGGCCGCUGGUCUCGUGACGAUCGCUCACCGCUCCGGCGGUCCACUCACUGAUAUCAUUGGUCCAUCUCAAGGUCACCUGCCCGCUGCGGCCGGUGAAGCGCUACCAAGUAAGCCCACCGUCGGCUUCCUGGCCACCACGGAAACGGAGUACGCACGUCUGUUUGAGUACGUCCUGGUGCGAAUGAACCCAGCACAAAGACAGGCGAUCGGCGAGGCCGCUGCUGCGCGCGCCAGCACCAUGUUUUCCGAGGCGGCGUUCACUCGGGGGUGGAUGGGGUUCCUGCAGUGCCUUCAGGCAUAG